UGAGACGUCCUUUAUAUAGGAUAUGUCGAACCUCCCUGGCUAACCCUAGAUCUCCUUUAAUUGCCUCUCUGGGUACCCAGUCUCUUAUACGUCUUGUCCACCCCGUCCUUCACUAAGUCACCAUGAGUAUCUUUGAGGAUGGCCCCGAAUACAAGAAGCGACUAGAGACCGAGUAUGCCUUGCCGAAGGUCACUCUGAAAGACAUACACGCCGCUAUUCCAAAGCACUUGUGGAAGAAGAGCAUCCUUAAAGGCAUUGCAUGGACUCUGCGUGAUGUCGCACUUUGCACGGCCUUCUACCAGGCUGCCAAGUUCAUAGACCCUAUCGCGGAAUCUUUGUCUGCGCAGAACUACAACGCUGCUCUUGUCUUCACCAUUAAAUGGGGCCUUUGGUCCACAUACUGGUGGUUCCAGGGCUUAACAGGCGGUGCUCUCUUCUGUAUCGGUCAUGAUGCUGGGCACGGCACACUUUCUGAUUACCAAAUCGCCAAUCACACGAUCGGUUUCAUUGUCCACACCUUCAUUUUAACCCCUUAUUGGUCGUGGAGGCACUCUCACCACCUUCAUCACAAAUCCACUGGAUCAAUGGAGCGCGAUGAAAACUAUGUACCCAAGACCCGCUCAGAGCUCAAGAUGGCGGAUGAGAAGACGAUGAAGCGCAAGGACUAUGCCGAGAUUUUCGAGGAGACUCCUCUGUGGACCUUGACACGGAUGGUCAUCAUGCAAACCAUCGGCUGGAACUUAUACCUCACCUACAACACCCUCGGCUCUCCCUCCGAUCGUGUCCCCAUCAUCUUUACCAACGUAUUGCUCGCCACUUGGGCCUCCUUCCUCGCCCUUUGGACAUACAACACCUCGGUUUCCACCUUUGUGAAGUACUACUUCAUUCCAUAUAUCUGGACUAACCAUUGGAUCGUCAUGUUCACCUACCUUCACCACACCGAUCCCACAAUGCCCCACUUCCGCAGGGACACCUGGACUUUCCUGCGCGGUGCGGCCACGACGAUCGAUCGUCCCCUUAUGGGAUGGCAGGGACGUUUCUUCUUGCACAACAUCUCGCAUGACCACGUCGCACAUCAUUUCUUCAGCAGCAUUCCUUUCUGGAACGGCCCCGAGCUUACGAAGCAUGUCCGAAAGGCUCUUGGUGACGAUUAUAACAGUGAUUCGACUAACACCUGGAGGGCUUUGUACCGUAGCUUUGUCAACUGCGAGUUCGUCGAAGAUGAAGGCGACAUUAUCAUGUGGAAGAACCGCCAAGGCGAGCAGCUUCGUAGGGUUGCGGCUGAUCCCACUGGUGCCUCCGACGAGUAGAAAUUUCCGCGCGUCUGUAUGAUUUAUUCCCAUCGCAUAACUCACGUCGUAUCGCACAAAAUCGGAACUC
Molecule: messenger RNA, 1380 nt
Organism: Cantharellus anzutake
Lineage: Eukaryota; Fungi; Basidiomycota; Agaricomycetes; Cantharellales; Hydnaceae
Product: fatty acid desaturase-domain-containing protein
Exons: 6
Coding region: 123-1310 (395 amino acids)
Biological process (GO): lipid metabolic process
Molecular function (GO): oxidoreductase activity
Source: RefSeq, a predicted model, not a curated record